Exophiala oligosperma is the source of this 1341-nucleotide messenger RNA. RefSeq lists its product as uncharacterized. Gene Ontology annotation, biological process: transmembrane transport. The record is from RefSeq and is a predicted model, not a curated record. The transcript has 4 exons. Gene Ontology annotation, cellular component: plasma membrane; fungal-type vacuole. Lineage: Eukaryota; Fungi; Ascomycota; Eurotiomycetes; Chaetothyriales; Herpotrichiellaceae. Gene Ontology annotation, molecular function: tripeptide transmembrane transporter activity; dipeptide transmembrane transporter activity. The coding region runs from base 1 to 1341 and encodes 446 amino acids.
AUGACUGGAUAUCCAGACCAAUAUCUCGGGAAAUACAAAACCAUCUUGGCAUCAUCUCCCAUCUACAUAGGGGGACUGGUGCUCCUCGUCGCCACUGCCACACCUGCGGCGAUUCGAGCUGGCGCAUCAAUGGGCGGCCUGGUUUCGUCCAUGAUUUUGAUCGGCAUAGGAACGGGCGGUCUGAAGGCGUGUAUUGCACCAAUGUGUGGAGAACAAAACACGGAGAAAGGACAGCAUGUCGAGACUCUCGAAACAGGAGAGACCGUGUUGGUCGACCAUGAUCUGACCACGGCGAGGAUCUUCAUGUGGUAUUAUUGGGCUGCCAACGUCGGGUCUUUGUCAUCGCUCUUGACCGUGGAAAUCGAGAACCACAAGGGCUUCUGGCUUGCCUACCUAGUUCCAUUGUUAGUCUUCUUGGUUGUUCUGGCGGUUUUUGUCGGCUUCAACCACAAAAUCAAAAAGUCGAGACCCCAAGGUUCGCCCAUCUUGGACGCUACCAGGGCUCUGAUGAUCGGAUUCAAGGAGAAGUCAUUUGACAAGGCGAAGCCUUCCUCUCUGCGGGCCCGCGAGCGGCUUCAUCGCUACAAAUUUGCUCAGGAAGAGAGAUAUACCGACCUCUACGUUGAACAGGUCAAGAGUGGCUUGUUGGCGUGCAAGUAUUUUCUGUUGUUUCCCUUUUAUUUCAUCUGCUGGACUCAGAUCUUCAACAACCUGAUUUCUCAGGCUGGAUCGAUGAAGCUUGGAGGCACACCCAACGACUUGAUGCAGAACCUGGAAACGAUUUUCAUGCUCAGCUUCAUUCCGAUCCUCGAUCUUAUGAUAUAUCCUGCCCUCCGUAAGGCGGGAAUAUCAUUCAACCCUAUUCUGCGUAUCUUUGUCGGCUUCAUGUGUGCCGCACUUGGGAUGGUGUAUGCAUGUGUUCUGCAAUACUUCAUCUACCACCGUCCUGAGAAUAGCAUCCCUGUCUGGAUUCAAGCUCCAUCCUACGUCUUUGGAGCCUUAUCGGAGAUCUUUGUGAUUGUAACGGGCCUUGAGGUGGCCUUUUUGAAAGCGCCAGACAAUCUUCGAGCUUUUGUUUCAUCAAUUUUCUGGAUCACCAUAGCCCUGGGGGCGGCCAUUGGUAUUGCACUAGCUCCGGUCUCUCAAGAUCCAUACAUGGUCUGGACAUAUGCGGGUUUGGCUAUCGGAGCAUUUGUGGCGGGAUGUGUCUUCUUCGUCUGCUUCAGACACUCCAUCAGUGGCGAGGUUCCACUCACUGUAGGCCUGGAAGCUGCAGAGGAGCCUUCUUUUAACGGUCCUGGUGCCGCUGGGUCCGAUCCUCUGAGCGGCAAGGUUGCAUGA